AUGAUGUCAAGCCACUGCCAGGGCCUUCGGCUUGCCCCGACCACGCCAAACCGACGCGUCCACUCACAUAAUCUCGGCAUCCAAUCUUUCACCACCAAUAGUCAGUCAGCCCAAUGCAAUAUCAACCGCUCUCCACCCACCCAGUCGCACCAAAGCAGAUGCAUCUCCCGCGCCACCUUCUUUCAUUGGCUGCAAGUCCCGUCUCUCACAUUGUCUCUCAGCCAUGUUCAACCUUCAUCGCGAUCUGCAGCUUCAAUCCCUGCCCUGUCUAAUGGAUUUGUGCGACAUGCGGUACGGCAUUCUUGGCCUUUACUAGUACUUGUAGUAAUUGCCUGCAUGGCACAAGGACCUGGUGUCUGA
Messenger RNA from Trichoderma gamsii, 360 nucleotides. RefSeq lists its product as hypothetical. NCBI's taxonomy places the organism in Eukaryota, Fungi, Ascomycota, Sordariomycetes, Hypocreales, Hypocreaceae. The transcript has 2 exons. The record is from RefSeq and is a predicted model, not a curated record. The coding region runs from base 1 to 360 and encodes 119 amino acids.